This is a messenger RNA of Striga hermonthica, 1686 nucleotides long. Lineage: Eukaryota; Viridiplantae; Streptophyta; Magnoliopsida; Lamiales; Orobanchaceae. The record is from the annotation of a GenBank genome assembly.
AUGGCUGCAGAGACCAAGGAGACGACGACUCCAGAGUCGCCGUGUGCGGCUGAGGAGGUGGUGGUGGUGGUGCCUGACGUUCCGGUGGCUGAGAAGUCGAUGGCGGCCGUUGUGGACAAGGAGGCGCCGCCCCAGCCGGAGCCGGAGAAAGAAGCGGCCCCGGCGGAGAAGGCGAAAGACGAAGCUCCCGAGGGGGCGAAAACCGCGGAGAACAACAACGUCGAAGAUUUGAUCGAUCCGGAGAAGAAAGCCCUGGACGAGUUCAAGGUUCUGAUUCAGGAAGCCCUCAGCAAGCACGAGUUCUCCGCCGCUCCACCGCUGCCUCCUCCCGCCGCCGAGAAGGAGGAGGAGAAGAAGGAGGCCGAGCAGAAACCGGAAGAAAAGCAGGACGAAGAGCCGGAGAAAAAAGAGGAAGGCCCUAAGGCCGAAGAGAAAAAGGAAGAGGAGCCGAAAACCGAAGAAAAGGUCGAAGUUUGUGAAGAAUCUCUGCCGGCGCCGGCGGCGGAGGAGGCGGUCGAGAAGAAGGUCGAGGAAAAAGUGGAAGCUGCUGAGGAAAUCAAGGAGACCAUCAUCGUUCACGAAGUCACCGCCCCUGCGCCGCCUCCUUGCGAGGAGCAGGAGCCGGCCGCCGCCGCCCCACCGGCGCCGGAGGAGGUCUCCAUCUGGGGCGUCCGCCUCCUCGCCGACAAGAAGAGCGACGCUAUCCUCCUGAAAUUCCUUCGGGCGAGGGACUUCAAGGUGAAGGAAGCCUUCGCCAUGCUCAAAAGCGUGGUUGCGUGGAGGAAGGAGUUCAAAAUCGAGGAGCUCCUCGACGAAGAAAAUAUCGUCGAGGGCCUCGAAAAGGUUGUGUAUAUGCACGGUGUGGAUAAAGAAGGGCACCCGAUUUGUUACAAUGCCUUUGGUGAGUUUCAGAACAAGGAAUUGUAUGAUAGCACUUUUGCUGAUGCUGAGAAGAGGGCCAAGUUCUUGAAGUGGUACAUUCAGUUCUUGGAGAAGAAUGUUAGGAAGCUCGAUUUCGGCCCGGAUGGGAUUUGCACGAUUGUUCAGAUAAUCGAUUUUAAAAACUCACCGGGGCUCAUGUUGUUCAAGAAGGAGCUUCGCCAGGCUACUAACCAGGCUCUUCAGCUGCUCCAGGAUAAUUAUCCUGAAUUUGUGGCCAAACAGGUGUUUAUCAAUGUUCCUUGGUGGUAUUUGGCUUACAAUCGGAUGAUUAGUCCAUUUUUGACUCAAAGAACCAAGAGCAAGUUUGUGUUUCCUGGCUCUACAAGAACCACUGAGAGUCUCUUCAAAUACAUAGCGCCCGAGCAAGUACCGGUUCAAUAUGGUGGCCUUAGCAAAGAGGGCGAUCAAGUAUUCACCACUGCUGAUCCUGCAAAAGAAGAAAUUAUCAAGCCAAAUUACAAACACACCAUUGAAUUUCCAGUCACUGAGGCUGGCACGUUGCUUUGGGAGGUUAGAGUCAUAGGAUGGGAAGUUUCGUAUGGGGCUGAGUUUGUACCGAGUGCUGAGGGUGGAUACACUUGGAUUAUACAAAAGGCUCGAAAAAUCGGGCCUUCUGAUGAACAAGUCAUAAGCUGCAGCUUCAAGAAUGGCGAAGUUGGAAAAGUUGCGCUAACGUUGGAUAAUAAAACUUCUAAAAAGAAGCAUCUCAUCUACAGGUCCAAGACCAAUAAGCCCUCUGAAUGA